AUCUGGAGUCGCUGCCGCUGGUGGCCACAGACGAGGAGUGAGCGGUGGGAGAGCACGCAGGACUGGAGGGAGUGCAGCCACUGCCGCCGCCACCACGGCACAUGGGCCGGCCCCGCCGCUGCCACCGCCCCUAGCUUUCCGCGGCUCCGGCCACCCGACCAGCCAUGUCUCUCGGUGGAGCCUCUGAGCGCAGCGUCCCAGCCACCAAGAUUGAAAUUACCGUGUCCUGCCGGAACCUGCUGGACCUCGACACCUUCUCCAAGUCCGACCCCAUGGUGGUGCUUUACACGCAGAGCCGGGCCAGCCAAGAGUGGCGGGAGUUCGGACGGACCGAGGUGAUCGACAACACGCUGAACCCAGACUUCGUGCGCAAAUUUGUCCUUGACUAUUUUUUUGAAGAGAAGCAAAAUCUGCGCUUCGAUGUGUACAACGUCGACUCCAAAACCAACAUCUCCAAACCGAAGGAUUUCCUGGGACAAGCUUUCCUGGCCCUGGGAGAGGUGAUCGGAGGCCAGGGCAGCCGCGUAGAGCGACCCCUCACGGGUGUACCAGGCAAGAAGUGUGGGACCAUAUUGCUGACCGCAGAGGAGCUUAGCAAUUGUCGGGACAUUGCUACCAUGCAGCUGUGUGCAAACAAGCUGGACAAGAAGGACUUCUUUGGGAAAUCAGACCCCUUCCUUGUGUUCUAUAGGAGCAAUGAAGAUGGCACGUUCACCAUCUGCCACAAGACAGAGGUUGUGAAAAACACAUUGAACCCUGUGUGGCAGCCCUUCAGCAUCCCUGUGCGGGCACUGUGCAAUGGAGACUAUGACAGAACAGUGAAGAUUGAUGUGUACGACUGGGACCGGGAUGGAAGCCAUGACUUCAUCGGUGAGUUUACCACCAGCUACCGGGAGCUGAGCAAGGCCCAGAACCAGUUCACAGUGUAUGAGGUACUUAACCCUCGGAAGAAAUGUAAGAAGAAGAAAUAUGUCAAUUCGGGAACUGUGACGCUGCUCUCCUUCUCUGUGGACUCUGAAUUCACUUUUGUCGAUUACAUCAAGGGAGGGACACAGCUGAACUUCACAGUAGCCAUUGACUUCACAGCUUCAAAUGGGAAUCCCCUGCAGCCCACCUCCCUGCACUACAUGAGUCCCUACCAGCUCAGCGCCUAUGCCAUGGCCCUGAAGGCAGUGGGAGAAAUCAUCCAGGACUAUGACAGUGACAAACUCUUUCCAGCCUACGGCUUUGGGGCCAAGCUGCCCCCAGAGGGACGGAUCUCCCAUCAAUUUCCCCUGAACAACAAUGAUGAGGACCCCAACUGUGCGGGCAUUGAGGGCGUGCUGGAGAGCUACUUCCAGAGCUUGCGCACAGUACAGCUCUACGGGCCCACCUACUUUGCUCCUGUCAUCAACCAGGUGGCCAGGGCUGCAGCCAAGAUCUCUGACGGUUCCCAGUACUAUGUUCUGCUCAUCAUCACCGAUGGGGUCAUCUCUGACAUGACACAGACCAAGGAGGCCAUUGUCAGUGCCUCUUCACUGCCCAUGUCUAUCAUUAUUGUUGGUGUGGGACCAGCCAUGUUUGAGGCAAUGGAAGAGUUGGAUGGUGAUGACGUGCGCGUGUCCUCUAGGGGACGCUACGCAGAGCGGGACAUCGUUCAGUUUGUCCCUUUCCGAGACUAUGUCGACCGAUCGGGGAACCAGGUGCUGAGCAUGGCCCGACUAGCCAAGGACGUGCUGGCAGAGAUCCCAGAGCAGCUGCUGUCCUAUAUGCGCACCAGAGACAUCCAGCCUCGUCCCCCACCCCCUGCCAACCCCAGCCCAACCUCAGCUCCAGAGCAGCCCUGAGGAGCCAACUUAUCCAAUGCCUAGCAGUCUGCCUACCUGCCCACCCACUGCUUCUAUGAAAGCCAGAGGCACCUGAAGCCCUGGAACUCAUUGGGAGGCCAGCUUGGAAGAUCAGUGCUGGCUGGUCAAGUCUUCUGCCCCCUCGCCACAGAAGGGUCUGGCGCUGUCACCAUUUCCCUGCCUUCAUGCCAAUAAUAAAGCUCAUCUUUA
This is a messenger RNA of Pteropus alecto (black flying fox), 2036 nucleotides long. It is a transcript of the gene CPNE9, whose product is annotated as copine family member 9. Lineage: Eukaryota; Metazoa; Chordata; Mammalia; Chiroptera; Pteropodidae. The record is from RefSeq and is a predicted model, not a curated record. The coding region runs from base 165 to 1826 and encodes 553 amino acids. The transcript is spliced from 21 exons. Gene Ontology annotation, biological process: cellular response to calcium ion. Gene Ontology annotation, molecular function: calcium-dependent phospholipid binding. Gene Ontology annotation, cellular component: plasma membrane.